AUGAGAAAUCCAACACCAUCGCCCAACGCGAAAGUGAUCUUUCAAACGAUGUUAAUGAGCGAUUUACAUUUGGAAUACAACGAUCGUGAUUUAUCGGAUUUUCCGGUUGUCGCACCGUAUUUAAUACUCGCUGGUGAUAUUGGUCGACCGGAUAUAGCGUCAUUAGAAAAAUAUCUUCUCAUUCAAUGUCAACGAUUCGAACAUAUUUUCUACGUUGCUGGAAAUCAUUGUUUCUACGAAGGAGAAUAUGAAGAUCGUCUUGAACAACUUUAUCGAUUGAAUAAUUUGGAUUCUCGAAUUCAUUUUCUACAAAGUGAUACUUAUCUUCUUCCGAAUAAAAUUCGAAUUCUUGGUACGAUUCUUUGGUCUCAUAUACCAGAAGAAACAGCUAGUCAUAUAGAAAAAACACAUGCAGAUUAUCGACGAAUCGAACGAGUGUGUGAAGAAAAUCGCGUCAGAUUCCGACGAAAACUUACAGUGAAUGAUACGAACCAAUGGCACACCCAACAACAUUUCUGGUUAUUACAAGAAAUCGACCGAGCUCGACAAAAUCACGAACAUGUGAUUAUCAUUACUCAUCACGCCCCUUCUCGUCGUGAUACUUGUUUACAAGCAGAUAUCGAUAUCGGUCAUGAACAUGCAUAUAUCAACGAUUUAGAAGCCGAAUGUCUCGAUCCCGUUCGCUUAUGGGUCUAUGGUCAUACACAUCGAUCAACUGAUAUGUUGAUCAAUUCCACACGAGUUGUCAGUAAUCAAUUAGGAUAUCAAGGAGAAAAUUGCGGAUAUCGACCGAAUAUGUGUAUUUGUUUAUAUGAUGAUGGAACAGUUAUUGUCAACGAUAAGAUAUAA
This is a messenger RNA of Adineta ricciae, 849 nucleotides long. Lineage: Eukaryota; Metazoa; Rotifera; Eurotatoria; Adinetida; Adinetidae. The record is from the annotation of a GenBank genome assembly.